Messenger RNA from Ogataea parapolymorpha DL-1, 1671 nucleotides. Its product is annotated as ABC1 family protein. Gene Ontology annotation, biological process: mitochondrion organization; lipid homeostasis. The transcript has a single exon. Gene Ontology annotation, cellular component: mitochondrial inner membrane. Bases 1 to 1671 code for a protein of 556 amino acids. Lineage: Eukaryota; Fungi; Ascomycota; Pichiomycetes; Pichiales; Pichiaceae. The record is from RefSeq and is a predicted model, not a curated record.
AUGCUCCUAAAAAAUUUGAAAUUUAUACGUAUAGGACUGCGCUGGAACAGCAGUGGAGUGCAAUCGGCCCGUGCCAAGUCCAGGGCGUCGCCCUUGACGGGACACUACGUCGGGUUUGGUCUUUUGGCGGUGACCAUGACUGGCCUUGUUUACAACGAUGACAUGCGACAACGCACUGUUGAGACAUUUCUAAUCGCCGAGCGCGUGGGCGUUGUUGCGAUAGCCACCGCAAGAUGCUUUGCCAUGUAUCUGAAGACCCUCAAUCGCGAAUACGCCACCAAGGAGGACUACUAUGAAGCACUCUCCAAAACCCAUAAACAGGCUGCCGAAACAACUCUGCAGGCUUUACGCAAAAAUGGAGGAAUUUACAUCAAGCUUGGACAGCAUGUUUCCGCUAUGUCCUACUUGCUCCCGCCAGAGUGGACCAACACGAUGGUUCCCCUGCAAUCUGAGUGUCCCGAGUCGUCUCUUGAAGAAAUAAAGGAGAUGUUUGAACAUGACAUGGAUGUCUCGUUGGACGAAUAUUUCUUGGAUUUUGAGCCUAAACCCAUAGGUGUCGCCUCGCUGGCGCAAGUACACAUUGCAACAUUGCGCGAAAACGGCCAGAAAGUGGCAGUCAAGCUCCAGCAUCCAUCGUUGGAGAGAUUUGUUCCUCUGGACGUAGAGCUCACGGCGAUGGUUUUCAAUGCAAUGAAGAAAGUGUUUCCAGAAUAUCCUCUCACCUGGCUUUCUGACGAGCUGCGCCAGUCCAUUUUUGUCGAGUUGGAUUUCCGCAACGAGGCAGAGAAUGCCAAGAUCACCGCCGACUACUUCAAAGACUACAAGUCAUUAACUGCUUUGCGCAUCCCUAACGUUCACGCUGCAAAGCGCCGAAUACUUAUUAUGGAAUACGUCUCAGGCACUAGGCUCGAUGACUUGGAUUAUCUUGACAAGCACGACAUAUCGCGGUCCGACGUGUCCAGCUGUUUAUCGCACAUCUUCAAUAAUAUGAUAUUCCAGGCUGGCUUUGUGCAUUGCGAUCCGCACCACGGAAACCUCGCCAUUCGUGCUCUUCCAAAGAAGAAGAAUGGCCACAAUUUUGAAAUCAUCCUUUAUGAUCAUGGCUUGUACCGUAGAAUACCGUCUCAAAUGAAAGUUGACUAUGCGCGGUUCUGGCUUGCCAUGAUUGAGAAAAAACCAGACGAAAUGCAAAAAUAUGGAAAGAGAUUCUCAAAAAUCGAGGACGAAUCGCUGUUUCCCGUGCUGGCCGCGGCUUUGACAGGUCGCGACUUUGAACAUGCUCUGAGCGGCAACAUUGCAACACCUAGAAGCCAAAAAGAGAUUGAGGUGAUGAAAAGAGCCCUAACCGACGAGGGUGUUUUGCUCGACCUAAUGGCCCUUCUGGCAUCAGUUCCGCGAAUAGUGCUUCUCAUUCUCAAAACCAACGACUUGACUAGACAUCUGGACGAAGCAUUGCAGAACCCACUGGGCUUGGAACGGACUUUCUUCAUAAUGGCUACCUAUUGUGCGAGAGCAGUUUACGCUGAUGAUACCGCAAGGCUCCACGAAAAAUGGUCCAUUUUCUCCGUUCAUCGACUUGUCGGCUCUAUCACUGCAUUGUGGAAUCUGUACAGCCGGAUCUUCCUCCUGACAUUUUACGACGUUGUAUUCUAUCUUCGUGAGCUACUCUAA